AUGGACAGCGAGUACCGGAUAAUACUGAAUGUAGGAGGAGUCCGACAUGAAACGUAUAAACACACCCUGAAGAAAAUCCCCGCCACGAGGUUAUCCCGAUUAACCACCAGCCUGGCCAACUACGACCCCGUGCUGAAUGAAUAUUUUUUUGAUCGACAUCCCGGGGUGUUUGCACAAGUGUUGAAUUAUUAUAGAACGGGUAAGCUUCACUAUCCACUUGAUGUAUGCGGGCCAUUAUUUGAGGAAGAAUUAAAGUAUUGGGGUCUGGAUUCGAGUGAUUGCGAGCCGUGCUGUUGGAUGACAUUAUCAGCGACGCGAGAUACACAAGAAGUCCUAUCGACGCUAGACAAAUUAGAUAUUGACACCUCCGACAAGAUCGAUGGACCGGAACUCUACAAACGCUUCGGCUGGGAGGACGACUACCACAACAACAGCCUCAGCAAGUGGCAGGUGCUGAAGCCGAAAAUCUGGAGGCUUUUUGACGAGCCCUCGUCUAGCACGGCAGCGAAGAUAAUCGCCUUCAUCUCCGUUGUUGUGUUAAUAACAGCAAUCACGGUUUUCUGUCUGAAAACACAGCCCGGAUUCCGGAUCCCCGAUAUCGAGGCGGUGCCCCUGAAUCGCUCCGAGCGCUCCGUGGCCCACCACAAAUACAAGGCCGUCAAUUUUCCCGUGUACAAGACGAAUUCGAAAGCCAGGCCUAUAUUCCAGUACAUAGAAGCGGGUUGUAAUAUAUGGUUUACAAUAGAGAUUUUGGUACGGUUAGUGUCCUGUCCGUCAAAGGUCGACUUCUUCAAGGCCCCGGUGAAUAUCAUUGAUAUUGUCGCGACGGCUACGUUCUACGUCGAUAUGUUGACGGCAGCCAUGGGCGCAUCCGCCGAUCUGGAGUUCUUCUCCAUCAUCCGCAUCAUGCGACUCUUCAAGCUCACCCAGCAUUCGCCCGGCUUGAAAAUAUUGUUACACACUUUCCGGGCCUCCGCGAAAGAACUCGGGUUGCUCGUGUUCUUCCUCGUGCUCGGCAUCGUCGUGUUCGCCUCGCUGGUGUACUACGCGGAAAGGGUCGAGGUGAACCCGGACAACCAGUUCCAGAGCAUCCCCAUCGGGCUGUGGUGGGCGAUCGUAACGAUGACCACCAUCGGCUACGGCGACAUCACGCCGAACACCUACCUCGGGCGGCUUAUCGGGUCGAUUUGCGCCCUGGCCGGUGUGCUGACCAUCGCCUUGCCCGUGCCGGUCAUCGUCUCCAAUUUUGCCAUGUACUACUCGCAUACGCAGGCUCGCGCCAAAAUGCCGAAGAAACGGAGGGGCGUGUUGAGCGCUGAACAAGUCAAACAACAACCCCAGCGGCCUGUACACGGCCACGGCCACGGUGCCCCGCCCACCACCAACGGCCCGAAGCGAAUGAUGGCCCACUCGCACUCCGGGAAUCUGAAGGGCGACGAGGCCAAGGUGCCCCUCGUCCAGAGCAACAACAACACCGCCCCGCACACUUUCAUU
Molecule: messenger RNA, 1494 nt
Organism: Mesorhabditis spiculigera
Lineage: Eukaryota; Metazoa; Nematoda; Chromadorea; Rhabditida; Rhabditidae
Source: the annotation of a GenBank genome assembly